Messenger RNA from Effrenium voratum, 1263 nucleotides. The record is from the annotation of a GenBank genome assembly. Lineage: Eukaryota; Dinophyceae; Suessiales; Symbiodiniaceae.
GCCAAGCGCAUUGGGAAAGCUUACGUUUCAUUCCUUCAUCCGGUGUCAACCAUGCGAUGGCUGGCCACGGUGCUGACAGGCUGGGCGGCCUCCACAGAUCCCCAGGUGGCCCUGCGGAGCGACGUGGAGAGGGUGUUGCACAGCUAUUGGCGAGGCCGAGAGGGUUACAAAAUUUCAGCCAAAGAGGAGAAGCGCCUGAAUCGUGGCGUUGAUGCCGGCACUUACGGGGAGCUGGCGCCUGAAGGCGCACGACUCUUGGCGGAGGAAUGGGGCCUUUGCUCUUCUACAGAGUCGGUCUUUGCAGACCUUGGCAGCGGAGUUGGCAAGCUGGUAGCACAGGCGUACCUGGAGUGGCCGGUCCUGCGCAGCCGUGGCGUGGAGCUCUCGGUCUCCAGGCACCGCCGGGCCCUUGAGGCCUGGGAGGCGCUGCUGCUCAGCGAGGAGGCCUACGAGCUGCGACGACAGGCCCUCGGUCUGCGAGGUAUUUCCAGGGAGCCGGAUCCGCUGGAGGAGGUACAACUGCUACAGGGGGACCUGUUGGAUGCUGACAUUAGUGAUGUGACGCACAUCUACUUGAGCUCCUUGUGCUUCUCAGAGUCCAUGAUGUUCGAGGUGGCCCACAAGUUGCAAAAGGAGGCCGUCCACCUGCGCGGCUUGGCAUCGCUGCGGCCGCUGCCGCGAGCCGGAGGUGCCGCCCGGCUGCUCGAGCUGCCGAUGUCCUGGAGCCAGCGAGCCCAUGGCAUGAGAGCGCGCACGCGGCCCUCGCUGGCGGUGGACCUGGCGGACCUCUACGACGACUUUGCCAUCGGAUGGAAUGAGCUCUUUGACGAGGAGCCUGGGUUGAAGCCAGCGAAAGAGCUGGCGAAGGAGCCUGCUCCGACUGCCAAGGGCAAGAAGGUACCAGUGCCGCCCUACCUGCGCAUCGGAGGAGGCAAGCGCAGUGUCAUCGAGCGUGGCAUGAAAGAGCGAGUGCUCUUUUGCCCCGCAAACCAGAUCCGGAAGCCCGCGGAGGCCGUAGAGCUGGAGCUGGAGCAGCUGAGGUCGCAGCUGCUGAAGGAGCACCAGACGCAGCGCCGGGAGCGCCGCCUGCUGCGGCGCCUGAGGCGCCGCUGCCGGCCCCAGGCCGAAGAGUUGGAAGGCCUGGAGAGGUUGAGGCUGAUGCCGCUGGAGCUUCCGAGGAUGGAGCGCAAGCAGAGCGCUCGGUCCUUCUUCUCGCAGCUGGGCCAAAAGCGGCUCACGGACGUGCCGCACUCGGCGCGGUGA